UUCUCAUCUCUUUACCAUCUCUUGGAAGCUUAUGGAUAUAUCAUUUAUUAUCUCGGCCAUGAUCAUCACUUGACAGGCUUUCACAUCCCUGAUUUGCAUUUUCAUCGCAGCGGCACAUUGGGAACGGGGUCUAGGUACUUAGCAUUUCACUGGUCGUUCAGGGAUUGAGCACGAAUGUGAUUUGGCACAUGGGCGUACAGACUGGGUCUUGUUUUUCUGUUUCAGGUUUUCGUUCUAUUCUUUCUUUUAACUGUUUUCUUUUCCCCUAUGGCAGAGCAUCAUGUGUACACGGAAGUCGGCAUAUGGCCCUCGUCACUCAGUGUGGUUCAUACGUGAUAACACAGAAGGAUGGAUGUUGUGAUUUCAUUGAAGUAUCAUUCUCAGCGUUAUGCUGUUGGCUCGGUCUCUUCGGUGUUAUGCCUGCCCUUGUUUUUUUUUUUUUUUUUUUUUUCGGUGCUGGUCACUAUGGCGUACUACCUGGUUUUCUCCUGCUUAUGACGAUUAUACCUCAGGCGCUUUGGGGAUUCCAUUGCGGUAGCAUGAAGGAGGAGUUAACUUUGUUUCUCGACGAUUCUAUCUAACACAAUCAUGACAAUCACCGCUCUAUUUGCUCGAUACAUCG
Messenger RNA from Neurospora tetraspora, 622 nucleotides. RefSeq lists its product as uncharacterized. Bases 189 to 581 code for a protein of 130 amino acids. The transcript has a single exon. The record is from RefSeq and is a predicted model, not a curated record. NCBI's taxonomy places the organism in Eukaryota, Fungi, Ascomycota, Sordariomycetes, Sordariales, Sordariaceae.